Messenger RNA from Eutrema salsugineum, 562 nucleotides. RefSeq lists its product as uncharacterized. The transcript is spliced from 2 exons. The coding region runs from base 153 to 356 and encodes 67 amino acids. The record is from RefSeq and is a predicted model, not a curated record. NCBI's taxonomy places the organism in Eukaryota, Viridiplantae, Streptophyta, Magnoliopsida, Brassicales, Brassicaceae.
AACCGAAAAGGAGCGAAUCGAAUCAAUUGGUACGGUUCCUAUUUGAUGGUAAAUGAAAAUUGUGAAGGAGAUCUAAAGCCUGGGAGAUUGAGAGUUGAAAAAUUGGAACUUUGUAGAGUCUAGGCAAAGGAAGAAGAGAAGAAAGCGGGGAGAUGGCGUUGAGCUCGCUGACAUGGGGUUACGCACGGAUCAUAGCUGGAACACUUCUCGGCGGAACUCUCGGAUUCUACGUAAUGCAUCGCAUCGAAGUUAGCUACAAGAUGAAGAUGGAGGAAGCGUUAAAGCAAUAUGAAAAGGAAAUGAAGAAGAGACAAGAAGAAGAGAAUCUUGGUCAGAUCAGUGAAGAUUCCGUUUAGCUUUUCUUAUGUGCGUGGGAGCAUGCAUUCAAAGUGUUCGAUGAAAUGCCCAAGAGAGAUUUUUUUUUUUGUCAACCAGAGAUCUUUAUUUUUGUUUUGUUUUCUUUUCUUUUUUCACUCUUUCGGUCUUUGGUGUGGUCUAGUAUUAUUAAAGAGCAAACUAAAUUCUUAUUACAUCAGAACAGCUGUUCCAAUCAAAUCCAUAA